Messenger RNA from Entamoeba dispar SAW760, 804 nucleotides. RefSeq lists its product as uncharacterized. Bases 1 to 804 code for a protein of 267 amino acids. The record is from RefSeq and is a predicted model, not a curated record. The transcript has 2 exons. NCBI's taxonomy places the organism in Eukaryota, Evosea, Mastigamoebida, Endamoebidae.
AUGAACGUUUCAGCAGAUAACUUCAAUAUUUCACAGCUCAUUCAAAAUGUUACAUUACAAAAUUCACAAGGAUAUAAACAUGUUAGCAUUGUUUCGUUAUUAAAAGGUAAAUUUGAAAUAAUACUUAACAUCUUCAAUAGAGAAAUAAAGAGUUUUUUAACGAUUGACUAUUCACACCCAUCAUUCAAAUCAGAUGUUACUGAUUUAUUAAAUGUGAUAUUUAUUUGUAUGAUUAUGGUUUUUAGUGUUGGAUCAAUAUUUAUAUUAUUAUUAACAUUAGGAUGUUCUAAAGAUAAGAAAUUUAUUAAAUCUUUUUUGAUGAUUAUAGAAUAUUGUUGUGUUAUUAUAAUUGGCUUUGUUGGAAUGAUAAAUCAGUUGUAUGCCCCUCAGAAAUUUGAGGAAGUUUAUCUAUCAUUUUUUAUCUUUUUAAUGAUAACUAUCUUAUUUAUAAGAUUAUUAAUAUCAAUACCAUUCACAUUAAAUAUUCCAACAUUGUUUUAUCCAAUAAUUUAUAUCUUCUGGUUAGAUAACGAGAAAUUAACUUCAUUCAAACCACUUCAAUUUGCAUUUGGAUAUUCAAUUUUUAUUCAAUUUUUUGCUUCUAUUUUUUCAAAAUUAAAAUAUCAACUACCAUAUAUGUUAGUUGAAGUUUUUUCUCUUCCAUUAUUCUAUUUUAUUUCACAAAAUAAACCAUGUUGGAGUAUCAACGCUACUCUUUCAGUUAUUUUACUUCUUGAGACUUCUGCUCAUAUCUUUACUCUUCUUAGACCAAAGCAACGAACAAACAAGUUAAAGAAAGAUUAA